Bipolaris victoriae FI3 is the source of this 924-nucleotide messenger RNA. RefSeq lists its product as hypothetical. The record is from RefSeq and is a predicted model, not a curated record. Lineage: Eukaryota; Fungi; Ascomycota; Dothideomycetes; Pleosporales; Pleosporaceae. The coding region runs from base 1 to 924 and encodes 307 amino acids. The transcript has 3 exons.
AUGGCACCAAAAAGUAGCAGUCCCAACCUCUCAAAAAGGGUGUUCUGCCCUGACGCAUUUCCAUACCCCAUCACCCAAAUCUAUCUCAGCUACUACUUCGUCUACAUCGCGAUCUUCCUCGCAAUCUUCAUCGCCUCGUUCUUCAUCCGCAAAAAGAGCGGUGGCGCAGGGAAAUCGUUACUCGGAUAUGCCUACAUACUCACAUUGCUCUUCGCAAUCGUUUCCCUAGUCCUCGACUUCACAUCUCUCCUCGUAGCCCAAUGCCAGUCUGGAGGUCUCCAGGAAGUCCGCGACUUGUCCCUCGCUUCCAACAUCAUCGGCAUCAUCAGCAUAUGGGGCAUGCUAUUCCUCGUCGUCUACCAAGUAAAUGUCUUACUCCGGAGGCAACUCGGUUCAGCCGUUAUGAUGUUUAGAAUCAUCUGUCUGGCAGUGAUAGGCGUCAUGGGCGCUCUCUACAUAGCUUACAUCGGUCUAUUCAGCUACCUCUGGCUCGAGAGAGAGCGUAUGUGGAGAGAAGACCGAUAUAGGCUUCAGGAAUCGUCGCGGCGGCUAUCGCUGGCGUUGGUAGGGCUAUAUUUACUUUGUGUUAUCGUGUCGGCGGCACUGGCUACUAUGACGCUGUCUGGGCUGCGGAGAGCGCAGAUAGCUGCGGGUGAUCUCAUCGGCUGGGUCGCUGCCCUCCAUAUCUUCAUGUUCAUCUGGUCCGGCCUGUCCAUAGUGCUGCAGGCACUAAGCCUUUACUAUUCCGAGCACUUUGAUCUAAACGCAUCGGUAGCCAUGUCGUAUGUUCUGACUAUGUUCCAAGCGCUUAGCUUCGUUGCGCUAUUGGGAAUCGCAAAGCAUACGUGCUGGAAACAGGCCCGUAAGCCUGCCCAGAAUGUUUAUGCGCCGGUUAUCCAGGGGAACACGGCGUAUGUGCAUUGA